GCGGAGACGCAGCGCGCGGAGGAGACGCAGGUCGCCGAGGAGACGCAGCGCGCGGAGGAGACGCAGGUCGCCGAGGAGACGCAGGUCGCCGAGGAGACGAAGCUCGCGGAGGAGACGAAGCUCGCGGAGGAGACGAACCUCGCGGAGGAGACGCAGGUCGCGGAGGAGACGCAGGUCGCAGAGGAGACGCAGGUCGGCGCGGCGAUGGUGGCGGCGGAGGCGGAGUGCGGCGACUUCGCAUUCGACCGCGUCUUCGCCGAGGACGCCGCCGCCCUCCGCCGCCAGGAGCCGCCCGCGCCGCCAGCACCUGCGCGCGAGGAUGGCGAGGAGGCCACCAGGAGCCGCCAGCUGCGCGCUGCUGGCUGGGUGCUGACGCCCGAUGGCUGGGGGAAGCCAGCAGCGAAGCCCGCGGUGCCCGUGGUGGAGAUCGAUUCGGACGACGAGGCACCGCUGUCCGCUGUGGCGGCCAAGAGGGCCAAGAUUGAUCAGGCGACGGUCGACGCGAGCCAGCCGCAGGCCUCAGACUGGCGCCCGCCCAGCAGCCAGCCAGCAGCAGCGGUGCAGCGCUCCACCAAGCAGCCCGAGACUGUGGAGGCGUCGCCUCUCCCCGACAGGCAGGACAGCUACCAGGCCAUCUUGAAUGAGAUCGAUGAGAUGAUGGCGGCGGAGGAGAGGGCGGAGCAUCGCCCUGCGGGGAUGAACGAGGAGGAGACGAUGCUGUACGAUAGGAUGAUGAACACCGAGGGUGGAGGCAGCAAGCGGCCGCAGGGGGGAAACGGAGGCGAGCCCGAAGCGCCACCGAGGAAGAGGCAGGCCGCCGUGCGGCGCGCGUCGACGCCACCCCGCGCGGCUCCAGCAGCCGCCGAGGCGUGCCCGCCAGCGAGCGAGUUGUCGCCGCUGCGCGAGGCGUCGCCACCGCCCACGCCGCCACGCGGGCUGGCCGUCAGUCUGUCGGAGCAGCCGCAGCAGCAGCAUCGGCCCGCCACGUUGGGGCCGAAGCACCAGGCCUUGCCGACCUUGCUUGGGAAGCAGCAGCCGACAGCCACCAGGGGUGGCGACAUGACUGGCAUCUCGAAGGAGGCCCUGGUGGCGCAGCUGAAGGCAGCGUGCGCGAAGAUGCAGUCGACUGACCCCGAGACGGACCUGCUGCAGGCGGAUGCGACAUUCGAGAAGUUCUACAAGGGCGACUUGAUCAUCAAGCUGCGUGAGAUGCGGCCCGAGGCGCGCGAGAAGACCAUCGACGAGGCCGACGACGGGGCGGUGGAGGAGACCACUUCCGCGCGCGAGGAGCGGGAGUUGUGGGAGUCCCUGGAGGCCAAGGGCUUCAAGUUCAGCACGGAGAAGAAGAAGGGCAACCCCGUCGCUGGCAGGUGGGACCGCGUGAUGAAGGGCACGAAUGCGUGGGCAGACAAGUACGCGCAGGCGGAGGGCUACCCCGCGAAGCGGGCGGUCCGCGAGGAGUGGGCGAGGUGGGCCUUCACCAACUGGGAGAAGCAGAGGCGCUUCGAGAAGUCCACGACCAACUCGAAGAAGCAGAAGCUCACAGGCACGUACGUGCCUCUGGCGAGGAUGGCGCGGAAGCUCGGCGGAGGGGCCCAGGGGGCCAGGAUGGCCUUCACCUACGCCACGAAGGCGAUCAUCAUGGGGGGCAUCUGGACGAGGUGGUGCAGCAUGACGGACACGCUCAUGUACCUCUUCGUGGAGCGGUCACUGGAGGACGAGUGGGUCCAGUCGUGGUCCAGCCACGAGACCUGGGCGGAGGGGGGCUUCGGCAACGGCGGCGGCGGCGGCGCUGGCGUACCUCAGCGCUGCAGCCGCGGGGCGCCGGCGACGAGGGCGGCGGCGGCGGCCCCGUCUCCCGAGCAGCAGCCAGUGGUGGAGGUGACGCCGCUGCAUCAGCUGAGGGAGGCCAACGAGCACAGCACCAAGAAGACGCCGCCCCCUGGCGAGAUCAAGGACACCGACGUGCCCAGCGAGCAGCAGCAGCCGAAGACGGAGGGUGAGGACACCAAGAAGAAGGUCGCCAAGAAGCAGCCCCAGUGGAUGGUGGAGUUCCGCAAGGUCAAGGCGCUCUACGGGCAGACCACGAGCCAGGUCUCCACGAUCGACAACCUCAUCCUCGCCGACAGGGACUGGAAGUUCGCCAAAGGCGAGGACAUCCGCGGGGAUAUGGACGCGCUCCAUGAGACG
Molecule: messenger RNA, 2190 nt
Organism: Prorocentrum cordatum
Lineage: Eukaryota; Dinophyceae; Prorocentrales; Prorocentraceae
Source: the annotation of a GenBank genome assembly